Molecule: messenger RNA, 312 nt
Organism: Rhineura floridana
Lineage: Eukaryota; Metazoa; Chordata; Lepidosauria; Squamata; Rhineuridae
Gene: GNG13
Product: G protein subunit gamma 13
Exons: 2
Coding region: 1-204 (67 amino acids)
Biological process (GO): sensory perception of taste; phospholipase C-activating G protein-coupled receptor signaling pathway
Cellular component (GO): heterotrimeric G-protein complex
Molecular function (GO): G-protein beta-subunit binding
Source: RefSeq, a predicted model, not a curated record
AUGGAUGAAUGGGAAGCCCCCCAGUGGACGAAGGAAAUUGAAAGCCUGAAGUACCAGCUGGCUUUCAAGCGGGAGAUGUCCUCAAAAUCAAUCCCAGAAUUUCUUAAGUGGAUAGAGGAUGGAAUUCCACAAGAUCCAUUUCUGAAUCCGGAGCUGAUGAAGAGCAAUCCGUGGGUGGAAAAAGGGAAAUGCACCAUCCUCUAACCCACCUCCCCCCAAAAAACAUCACCCACGAUCAUCAAAAUGGCUUCCUUUGGAGAUGCUCAAAAUUGCAUGAGAAGUGUUUAUUAGCUUCCCACUAUGGCUAAACUU